Molecule: messenger RNA, 2343 nt
Organism: Phaeoacremonium minimum UCRPA7
Lineage: Eukaryota; Fungi; Ascomycota; Sordariomycetes; Togniniales; Togniniaceae
Product: putative glycoside hydrolase family 31 protein
Exons: 2
Coding region: 1-2343 (780 amino acids)
Biological process (GO): carbohydrate metabolic process
Molecular function (GO): carbohydrate binding; hydrolase activity, hydrolyzing O-glycosyl compounds
Source: RefSeq, a predicted model, not a curated record
AUGAAGUUUCGCGAUGGCAUGUGGCUGGUGGCCGAGGGUAUGAGGGUAGAAUAUGCCGAGGAUGUGCACAAUAUCAGGAAAACAGAUAGGGGCCUGAGCUUGCUGUGUCCCACCAAGAAGAUCAUGAGACGAGGUGACACGCUGAACCUCAGCACUCUGACCAUCGACAUCGAGGCCCAGACCGAUGGCAUCAUCUCCGUCGAGACGACCCAUUGGGAUGGUGCUAUCAAUAGGGGGCCACACUUUGAGCUCUUCCCGGGUGGUGAGCAGAAGAUCGAGCCCAAGGUCACUGAGAGCAGCGGCAAGGGGACGACCCUAAGCUCUGGUGCUCUGUCAGCUACGAUUCAUCCGGAUGAGCACACGUUCGACAUUCGCUUCCACAGUGCCGAUGGCUCGAAGGAGCUCACAUCACUCCUCAGCCGCAGCGUCGGCCUCGCGUACAAUCCGGCACCCAGCAACCCCCAACAAACGGGGGACAUGAGGGACUUCAAACACUACAUCUUCACACAAACCAGCUUAGCUGUUGGAGAGUCUGUCCACGGUCUUGGGGAGCGUUUUGGAGCAUUCAACAAAAUUGGCCAGUCUGUGUCUUUAUGGAACGCGGACGGGGGGACGUCAAGCGAUCAAGCGUAUAAGAACGUGUCCUUCUGGCUGAGCUCGCGCGGCUACGGCAUUUUCAUCGACCAUGCUGGCAAGGUGGAUCUCGAGAUUGGCAGUGAGAGAACUACACGUGUGCAGACCAGCAUAGAGGGCCAGCGACUCAAGUGGUACAUCAUCUAUGGGCCAACACCCAAGGAUGUGCUACGCCGGUAUUCAAUUCUCACUGGAAAGCCAGGAACAGUCCCCAGCUGGAGUUUUGGAUUAUGGCUGAGCACAAGCUUCACGACCAACUAUGAUGAGACCACGGUUAGUUCCUUCCUGGAAGGCAUGCGCGACCGCGAUACCCCGGUGGACGUCUUCCAUUAUGACUGCUUCUGGAUGAAGGCAUUUACAUGGACGGAUUUCGUCUUUGAUUCUGAGAAAUUUCCUGACCCGAAAGGUCAAAUAGCCCGCCUGAAAGCAUCCGGCUUGUGUAAGAAGGUAUGUGUGUGGAUCAACCCGUACAUUGCGCAAUAUGGCGCAGCCUUCAAGGAGGCAGCCGAGAAGGGGUAUCUCCUCAAGCGCAAGAACGGCGACAUUUUCCAAUGGGACAUGUGGCAGGCGGGCAUGGGCAUUGUCGACUUCACGAACCCGGCUGCAGUCGAGUGGUAUGUCAGCUGCUUGAACGGCUUGUUCGACCAAGGCGUAGACGCCAUCAAGACGGACUUUGGCGAACGCAUUCCGUCUGCCGAUGUAGUCUGGCACGACUCGAGUCUCGACCCGGAGAAGAUGCACAACUAUUACGCCUUCCUAUAUAACAAAGUAGUGUACGAGGCCUUGCAAAAGCGCUACGGAGCCGACGAGGCUGUUUUGUUCGCCAGAAGCGCGUGUGCCGGCACUCAGAGGUUCCCGCUGCAAUGGGGUGGAGAUUGCGAGUCGACGCCCGAGGCCAUGGCCGAAUCGGUGCGCGGUGGACUCUCCCUCGGUCUUUCAGGAUUCGCCUUCUGGUCUGUAGACAUUGGCGGCUUCGAGGGCUAUCCACCACCCUGGAUCUACAAGCGGUGGGUUGCAUUCGGCCUGCUAUGCUCGCACAGCCGUUUGCAUGGUAGCAGCAGCUAUCGGGUGCCGUGGACCAUCGAUGACGACGACAAAACCGACGAGGGGUGCUCCAAGACACUCGCCAGGUGGACAAAGCUGAAGAACAGGCUCAUGCCUUACUUAUACGCACAGGCCAAACAAUCGAUUGCCAACGGUGUGCCACUCAGCUUGCGGGCGAUGUGCCUCGAGUUUCCUGACGACCCUACGAGUUGGUUCCUCGAUCGCCAGUUCAUGAUCGGUGACAGCCUACUCGCAGCGCCGAUCUUCCAGGAGUCUGGCGAGGUGCAAUUCUACUUACCCAAAGGCCGUUGGACGUCGUACUUCACCAAUGAAGUGAAGACUGGCCCGGGAUGGUUUACAGAGAAGCAUGGAUUUGGCACGUUGCCUUUAUAUGUGCGAGAAAACUCGAUCUUGCUGCUCGGCAGCGAGUCUGUAAAGGGCGCUGUGUAUGACUAUGCGGAAGAUCUCGAGGUAUGUCUCUAUGAGGCAAGUGAAGGCGCGAAGGCCUCUCUCGUAGAUAGCACCGGGAAAGAUCUCGGAAAUGUAGAGCUUGGGGGUGACGGUAAGUUGAAAGACGACAGCAUGCUGAAGGGCAGAUGGUCUCUCAGCGAAAAGGGGCGCAAGGUGGAUGAGAACGCCUCGAAGGCAAUUGAAUCUCUCACAUGA